AUGCCACCUAAGUUGAAAGACCCUGGAAACUUUUCUUUCCCUUGUGCCAUUUAUAAGAUGCAAAUUUAUAAUGCCUUGUGUGACUUAGAAGCUAGUGUUAGCCUUAUGCCAUAUUCGGUUUAUCAAAGAGUUGAGUUAGGGGAACUUUUUCCUACCAACAUUACCUUGCAAUUAGCCGAUAGAUCAAUUAAGAUUCCAAAGGCUAAGGUAGUGGAUGUUCCUUUGAGAGUAGGAAAGUUUGUGAUUCCAAUUAAUUUUGUGGUUCUUGAAAUGGAUGAAGAUGCUAACAUUCCCAUCAUACUUUCUAGACCUUUUCUUGCUACCUCGGGUGCCACGAGUGAUGUAAAGAGUGCUAAGAUUUCACAUAUAGUAGGAGAAGAGGUUAUUGAAUUUGACUUGAAUGAAAGCAUGAAAUACCACUCUUCUUCACUUAAGAAUUGCAUGAGAGUUGAAAAUAUAGACAACAUUGUGAAUUCCAUGCAUGAGCACUUGCUCACAUCUAAUGAUCCUCUUGAGUGUGUUUUGUUGAACAAGGAAAACAUAGGUGAUCACGGCAAGGAAUUGGUAUUAUUUGAGAUGUUCAUUGAUGGGAGCAUGGAAGAGAGUGAUGCCCAUAUUUGCAUGGGAAUUACAAUUCAAGAUGCAUUGCAAUUGGCCUCGACAAAGGAAGGGAAAGGUGUUCCCAUGGUAGAGCUCAAACCUCUACCAUCACACCUUAGGUAUGAAUUCUUAGGUCCUAACUCUACUUUUCCCGUGAUUGUUAGCUCCUCCUUGAGUGAGAGCCAAGCUCAAGAGUUAUGUGGUGUAUUGAGAAGACACCAAGGUGCUUUAGGCUAUACCAUUGAUGACCUCAAGGGAGGUUCAAUUAGGCUUUGCAACGCCCUCGCCACCUUCCAACGUUGCAUGAUGGGCAUAUUCGGAGACAUGUUGGAGGAGGAGAUGGAAGUGUUUAUGGAUGACUUCUCGAUGGUUGGUGUUUCAUUUGAGGAUUAUCUUGUGAACCUUGAAAGGUGUUUAGCUCAUUGUGAAAAGGUGAACUUGGUCUUGAAUUGGGAGAAGUGCCAUUUCAUGGUUGAGGAAGGUAUAGUCCUUGGCCACAAGAUCUCUCAUAAGGGUAUUGAGGUGGACAAAGCAAAGAUUGAGGUCAUCGAGAAGUUACCACCUCCGGUUAAUGUGAAGGGUGUGAGGUCUUUCUUGGGACAUGCGGGGUUUUAUAGGAGGUUCAUAAAGGAUUUCUCUCUCAUAGCAAAGCCCCUUAACGAUCUUCUCCAAAAAGACGUCGAGUUCAAUUUUGAUGAUAGAUGCUUGGAAGCCUACAACAAAUUUAAGAAUGCUUUGAUCUCUACCCCUAUUGUCCAAGCUCCAAGAUGGGAGUUGCCAUUUGAGUUGAUGGGUGAUGUAAGUGAUACCGCUAUAGGAGGUGUUUUGGGUCAAAGAGUGGAAAAGAGGCUUCAUGUCAUGUAUUAUAUGUCCAAGACUCUAAGUGCUCUCAAUUACCUUAUAUCUAAAAAGGAAUCGAAGCCUAGGUUAAUCCGUUGGGUGCUUGAACUUCAAACCUUUGAUGUAGAGAUUAGAGACAAGAAAGGAGCGAAAAAUGUAGUGGCGGAUUGUCUCUCUCGCCUUGAGGAUUUCCAAAUUCCCGAUGAUGGCUUUCCUAUUGAAGAUAGGAUGCUCGAUGACUCCUUGUAUGCCAUUAAUAUGAUGGAGCUCCCUUGGUUUGCCGAUUUGGUCAACUACCUUGCAUGUGGGGAGUUUCCACCCUCAUUCUCUACGAAUCAAAGGAGGAAGCUCAAAAGAGAGGCUAGGCACUAUUUGUGGGAUGACCCUAUCUUGUACAAAUGUAGGGUUGAUGGCUUGCUAAGGCGUUGUGUCCCAAAUGAAGAGGUGCCAAAUGUUUUGAAGAUGUGCCACUCGGAUCCUAGUGGUGGUCAUAUGGGUGUCUCUAAAACCGCUUCUAAGAUUCUCCAAUGUGGUUUAUGGUGGCUGUAUCUCUUCAAGAAUACAUGGGGUUUAAUUUUGUUAAGACAUGUGAUCGAUGUCAACGAACCAGAAACAUCUCAAACAGGAAUGAAAUGCCUCAACAACCUAUCCUUGAGUUAG
Molecule: messenger RNA, 2100 nt
Organism: Chenopodium quinoa (quinoa)
Lineage: Eukaryota; Viridiplantae; Streptophyta; Magnoliopsida; Caryophyllales; Amaranthaceae
Exons: 3
Coding region: 1-2100 (699 amino acids)
Source: RefSeq, a predicted model, not a curated record